UGAGUAACUUCGGGGUUGACUUGUAAUUUGAUUUUUCAAGCCAAGUACGUAGUUGAGUGAUAUUUAUUAGAGUGGAUCGCCAGGAAAAAAGUCGCGUGAUCAUUGGAAAAAUUGGUGGUUGAAUGUAAUGCAUAUAUCGAGCCUGAAAUGAAUUCUUGAGCAGGUUGCGAUAUUCUAUUUCAGUAUGUUGGCGGCCUUAAUGAAAACUCUGGUGGGUUCGCUGGUUUUCGGAGCUUUAAUAUUCUACUACACAACUUUAGGAAGUUCAUCACAUAUAGAUAAUAAAUCUGAAGAUUCUGAAAUAUCCAUAGAAGAUGUGAAACGUAGAUAUGUGGUAUGGAGUAAAUCAUGUCAUAUUCCAAACAUCGAUCCUUAUCACGAAUCUAUUAGAAAAUUUAUCGAACCUUGGAAUCCUCUGGUAUGCUCGAAACUAAAAGCCCUCACAAAAGUCAUCUAUAAUGCCACUAAUCGUACACACACCAUUAAAGUCGAUCAAAAAGCGCUUCAGGAUUACUCAGUUUCAAUGAGUGAUGUUCAAUGUUGUUACUCGAUAUUCAGUCGAGAUGAAAUACGUUCUCGUAGCAAUAACAAUGAUGACGAUAGAGUUACAAUUUCCAAAUCAGUUUGCUACGGGCAAGAAACAGUUUUACCACCCAAAGCUGAGUACAUUUACGUCGAAUGCACAUCGCGAAACAAAGAUAAAAAAAUAUCUUAUAAAAAUAUUCAUUCGAUGGUGAUUGAAAAACAACCCCCGCCUCCGAAGCAGACUACGGAUUCGAUCAAAUACAGUGUUUUGUUUUUCGGAAUCGAUGCGAUUUCGCGACUAAAUCUAAUAAGAACCAUGCCACAAACGGUUCAGUAUCUGGAAGAGAAACAAUGGCUGGGAUUUGAAGGAUAUAAUAAAGUAGGCGACAAUACGUUUCCUAAUUUAGUGGCUGCGUUAUCAGGAAUGAAUGUCAGCCAGUUCAAAUCCAAUUGUGCGAAAGAGAAAAUGGAUGCUUUUGACGACUGCCCGUUGAUAUGGAAAAAUUUUAAAAAUGAUUCUUAUAUUACCGCUUACAGCGAAGAUACUCCACACAUAGCCGGUUUCAAUUAUCAAAAGUACGGAUUUAUGAAUAGUCCGACUGAUUAUUAUACCAGACCGUAUUUGAUGGGAGCGGAGAAAUAUCUGGAAAUUAAGUACGAUGGCGGAAUGCCGUAUUGUUUAGGUAUGUUCCCCGUGACCGAGUAUCUUUUCGAAUACGUAACCGAAUUCAUAAAACGUUUCCACAAACAACCGUAUUUCAAUGUGUUGUGGACUAAUUCAUUCAGUCAUGACAGGUUGAACAUGCCUAGAGUAAUGGAUCAAAGAGUAAAGGAUUUCCUUCAAAGUAUCCAGAACUAUUUGAACUCGACCAUCGUAAUAUUUCUCAGCGACCACGGAAUGAGAUUCGGUGGGAUUCGUGAAACUUUUGUCGGCUGGUUAGAAGAACGAAUGCCAUUUCUGUACUUCUGGAUACCGCCUUCUUUUAAAUCUACUUAUCCGCAAAAAUAUGCCAAUUUAGUGGCCAAUAAAAAUCGCCUAUCGAGUACGUACGAUUUGUACGCUACUAUGCUGGACAUACUUUACGGUAAAGUGCCGAGAAAACCUGUCGGCUGCCCCAGCUGUGAUACCUUAUUCAAGAAAAUUCCGGAGGAUAGGUCGUGUGAAAACGCAUCGAUCGGCGAACACUGGUGCGCGUGUUACGACGACUUGAAACAAGUAUCGGUAAAUGAGGCGGUUGUCCUGAAGGCCGCGGUUGCGACCAUACAUCGUAUAAAUAAGUUUAUUGAUGAAAAUCGGAAUUAUACUUCGAAGGGUAAACGAUGCGCUUCUUUGAAAUUAGAUAAAAUGGUUAGCGUUCAUAGUAAAUUUUCUGAAUCAUUGAACUCUACUAAUUACCUAAUUAUAUUCGCGGUGAAACCUGGUGGCGCCAUUUUUGAAGCCACUGUGCAACAUAAGACUGAUUUUGAAGUUUCCGAUUCGAUUAGUCGUAUUAAUCAAUAUGGUAACCAGAGUUCUUGCGUUCGAUCCAACUCUAUUCUUAAAAAAUAUUGUUAUUGUUUAUGAAACGGACAAUUUCGUACGUGAAACGAAGGUUGGUAAUACGUACAUACAUACCUAUAAGUACGUAACUGCAACGUUCGCUUAUGCAUUCAGUGCUACCAACUUACGUUUCACGCACGAAACUUCACCGAAUCUUCGUUAGAUAGGUAACGAGAGUAGGUACCUGAUACGUACAUAUUUCUGCCCUGUCUGUAUGUACCAUAAUAAGUUACUUUAGGCAAGUAGUUUGUUAAGCUAAUGUAAGCUUUAAGAUUCUAAAAAAUUCAAACAAGUUGAAAGUGUAGGUCUUCAAGGAAGGAUUUCAGAAUCGCAAAAAAUUGACUAAAUUUGAUGUGGCAGGUUGUUUGUUUUUCAUAAAGAUGAUCAAUUUUGAGUUUAAGAAAUAUCAUCUCGUGUAAAAUUAAAAUAAUUUUUGUUAAUUUAUGUUUUUUUUUUAAAUCGACCAAUUAAUUUUAUGUCAUGUACGUAUAAUAAGUACUAGGUAUUUUUAUAUUUUAAUGUGCGUAACUUGAGGUAAGUACUUAUUCUGCAAUUCAUUUUGUUAAGUUUUUUUGUUCCUACUUGGUAAACAUACCGAAUGCUAUUUUUCUCCCGCGAAAAUCGCGUUCAAUUCGUGUGCGUUUUGCUGGCGGAUUUAGCAGUGAUUUUUUUCAAUUUUUUUUUCAUUGCGAUUUUUGCUUUCUAUUCGUGUAAUAGGAAGCGAAUUUAGAGUAAUUUUUUACAAUAUUUUCCUUGUGAUUUUCGCAUUUUGAUUCGCUUUCUAAUCAAAUGAGAACUCAGAUGUCUUUACGCGAGCAUGCAAUAACGAGCAGAAUUUUGCGAAUUUUCUUCGAGUGAUACUCGUAGUAAACAAAUUUUUUUCUUGAUGAUUCCAAAUGCAUUUUUCGUGGUGAUUUAGAAUAAAUUUUUCGAUGAUGAAUUAGUUUGGAAAUUUUUUGUAGUUGUUUCGAAUUGAUUUUUUUGUAGGAAUUUUUGAGACAAUUUUUUUUAGUGAUUUUUAGGAAUAAAUUUUUCACAAGCUAGUGGUUUAAAAUUUGAUUUUUUAAAUUCAGCUUAGAAUUUUUUGUGGUGAUUUCAAAUUGGUUUUUUAGUAUUGAAUUCUGAUACAUUUUUUGCAAGUUACUUUAUUACCUUAUAAAAGAAUUUUUUAUGAUGAUUUCAAAUGCAUUUUUCGUGGUGAUUUAGAGAAUAAAUUGUUCAUAUUAUGAUGAAUUGAUUUGGAAUUUUUUCGUCAUUAUUUCCAAUGAUUUUUGUUUGUUGUAAUUUUUGAUAAAUUAGGUUGAGUAAUUUUCAGAAUACUUCUUUCCCAAGUGAUUUAAUAUUUUUUUUUUUUUUUUACGAACCUUAGAAUUUUUUAUAUCGAUUUCAAAAACAAUAUUUAGGUACUUAAUUACACUCAUGACCAUUGGAAUCAGUAUGACUUACUUAAUGAGCCCAAAAUGAAUCAGAUUGAUCAAAGUAAUGUAAAUCGCUCGUUUUGGCCGAACCUUGAAGAAUAAUUAAAUUAGAGUGGAAUUUCAUCUUGAAAAAGCUUGAUUGAAGUCGUAGUAGGUAUUAGUCUCAUUUGGUACCUACAACCUGGUAUAUAUGUAUUCAUUGACAUUGUUCUAAGUGCACGUGGUGAAGAUUUAUCAUCUCUUCAAGUACGUAUGUACCUACCUACCUACCUACCUACCUACCUAUUACAUGAAUAAUAACUGACGCUGACCCUUUCAGAAAUAUCGAGCACCCACCGCCUCUCGAAAAAGUUUCGUGUUGAAUUUGAACAGCAGAAAUUAUAUACCUAAUAUGUGAUCGGUAGGUGAUAACAUUUCAUCGAUCACUUGCGUCUUUGAUUUAAUCUACGUAGUUGAAGGAGUGGAAGGGGGGGUGUUAAGCGGGAUAAAAUAAUGCAACAUUGCAAAAAAGUCUAUCUAUUUGAACCUACGUAUUUGAACUCAAUUAUCAUUGCCUUCGAAAUAUUAUUUCCAAUUUUUGGGAGUUUUUUGACCUCGUUGAGGAUACUGUAAAGGGAGGUAAGGGGAUCAAUGUGAUUGAAUUCGAAAAAAAAAUAACAAACAAUAUUCUGACUCAACACCUUUGCUUUUAAAUUUAUAAUAAGUGAUGAUAUCGUGGGUAGACUAUGAGUAUGCCCACUAUGCCCUAUGUAUGCUAAUAUUUUUCAUUUUAACCUUUACGAUGUUUUUGUUUUUUUAUUGCAGAGCAGCGUGAGUACUUUGGUUUUACUCUGUCAGGCAGCAGCGCAAUUUCAGUGAAAAUAGAAAGAAACUUGAUAUCCAUAAGUCAAUUAUUCGCAAACUACCUGCGUGAAAAGUUUUUGAAAAAUGCGUUUUCUUAGGAAAUUUAUGUUCGGUACAAUGCUUUUAUUAUUGAACAAGGAAUUACUUAUUACUGCUAAUAGAACUGCCUGCUCUGAUUGCAAAGAAGUAUUUGGCCGUUGGACUAAGUUAAAAUCCAUAGGCACAAUCCAAGAUCAGUAUUACUAUGCGUGGACUGUAAAGAAUGAAAAAAUUUAUGUUUCACCUCAUGCUGUGAAUCUAUGCCGACAAGCUGUACAUUUGAAUUCAUAUAUUUGGAUUACUACGCUUGCGGUUGCUUUAGACUACAGUGUUGCAGGCCGUUCUCAAGAUCCAUCAUCAUGGCCGCCUAAUCGUUUCUCGUGCACAGGAGCUCAAACCACCAACGGGACCACCCAAAAGCCUUAAUAAUAUAGUGGAUCAUCUCCCUUGAAACGAAGAAGUACCUACUUCACAACAGAUAGCUAUGAUAAAAUAUAAAAAAAUGGGAAGAGAAUUACUAACCAACAAUUCAUGUACCCUAAACUUGCGGAAUGAAUUAGAAAACAAGAGUGUGGCGAAUAAUUUAUUUGUCGUGGGGGUGUUUUAUCUGUCGUGCAAAUAUAUGUACUUAUAUCGUAAUUACAUUUGUCGUUCGAUUUAUU
Molecule: messenger RNA, 5027 nt
Organism: Planococcus citri (citrus mealybug)
Lineage: Eukaryota; Metazoa; Arthropoda; Insecta; Hemiptera; Pseudococcidae
Exons: 5
Coding region: 185-2089 (634 amino acids)
Source: RefSeq, a predicted model, not a curated record